GCCGGAGCCGGAGAGCCUUGCCGUGGAGCAGCCGGAGCCGGAGAGCCUUGCCGUGGAGCAGCCGGAGCCGGAGAGCCUUGCCGUGGAGCAGCCGGAGCCGGAGAGCCUUGCCGUGGAGCAGCCGAUGAAACCCACAAAGGAGUCCGAGACUCUAUUUAUACUCAACCUUGUUCCUCUGUCUUCCCAAUACUCUUCAACCUCUCUCUCUCCUCCCUCCUCUACUACUUUUCCAGCUGGUCUUCCUUCAGAAUCUUCUCCUCCUCCACCUCCACUGCCAUGCUCUAAGUUAUUGAGACAGAGGAAGAAAAGAACAAAAACCUCAGUCUGUUCAGCAGCACCUUCUGCCACCUCUGUCUCUCCUCCGUCUCUUAUCCCCACAGAUCAGAUCUUAUCUCCACAGUCUUGUCCUCCACCUGCUGCCUCUUCCAUCUCCCAGUCCUUGAGGCAGGAGGGGCCAUGUGUGAAGAAGAGAAGAAAGGGGAAAAGCAGAACUGAAAGUCCACUGGUUGCCUUGUACUGUGUGUGGCAAAACUUGGGAUGACACAUGGGAGCCUGCCAGUGAGUUCCAACAUUUUUUGCCAGAGUCUACAAAUCCCAACCAGCUUUCACCAUGACAGUCUACUGACCAUGAAUACCUGGACUUGUUAAGCACUCUUCAAUUCUGAGUGUUUUGUUGUUGUUCUUUUGCUUGCUGUUCUUCAUUAAAGUUUGUGCACAGUGCAUAUACUGUUUUAGUAUGUUUGUUUUUUUUAAGUAUCAUUUUAAACACCUUUUACAUUUGUCAGGAA
This is a messenger RNA of Carassius auratus (goldfish), 788 nucleotides long. RefSeq names its product pectinesterase inhibitor 10-like. NCBI's taxonomy places the organism in Eukaryota, Metazoa, Chordata, Actinopteri, Cypriniformes, Cyprinidae. The record is from RefSeq and is a predicted model, not a curated record. The transcript has 3 exons. Bases 125 to 541 code for a protein of 138 amino acids.